Dicrocoelium dendriticum is the source of this 448-nucleotide messenger RNA. Lineage: Eukaryota; Metazoa; Platyhelminthes; Trematoda; Plagiorchiida; Dicrocoeliidae. The record is from the annotation of a GenBank genome assembly.
CCCUCUGUUAUUGCGAUGUUCCCUCUGUACCUUCAUGGCAUUAUGAAACUUGGAUAUGCAUUCUAAAGGCGGAGGUAGGAGAAUUGGUGGAACAGAAAAUGUGUUCAGCGUGAUUGUGAGAUUACUGGAGGAUGAAACAUCCGAGGAAGUUUCUGUACCUGAGGAUGCCACCGGUAAAUGGCUAUUCGAGGAGGUAUGCUGUCGCCAGGGCGUUAUGGAAGAACGGGAGUACUUCGGUCUUCGUUAUUUAGAGCACCAAAUUCUGACCCCUCCCACCAAGCAAUGGAUUGAUCUCACAAGGCGUGUUCUAUCCCAGCUAAAGAAUACGAAGCCACUGGUCGUCUCUUUUCGAGUUAAACAUUAUCCACCUGAUCCCAUGGGAGAUAUACGGCUUCCAAAAACCUGCAAUCCGCAACACUAAACCGAUCUAAAUCUGUGAGCUCCAGUG